Molecule: messenger RNA, 4164 nt
Organism: Rana temporaria (common frog)
Lineage: Eukaryota; Metazoa; Chordata; Amphibia; Anura; Ranidae
Gene: SOX4
Product: SRY-box transcription factor 4
Exons: 1
Coding region: 234-1367 (377 amino acids)
Biological process (GO): anatomical structure morphogenesis; positive regulation of transcription by RNA polymerase II; cell differentiation
Molecular function (GO): RNA polymerase II cis-regulatory region sequence-specific DNA binding; DNA-binding transcription activator activity, RNA polymerase II-specific
Source: RefSeq, a predicted model, not a curated record
AGGGACGCGAGGCGGUAUAGAGGCGAGCUGUUAGCAGUGUGAGGAGGCUCAGUGUUGUGCACAUACAUGCCGUCUAUACAUAGCAGUGUACACUCAGGACUGCUCCUGGCCGGAUCUAUAUGAGCGGAGCCUUCUCUCUUCUCUUCUCCUCCCAGUCCUCCUCUCUAAUAAAGUCCCAGAGACACACCAUGGCUGGCCGUGGCCGGAGGGGCCAGUAAGAGUCCCGUUCUUGGAUGCCCCCAGCACCCUCAGCCAGCAUGGUUCAGCAGAGCGGUACCGCCGAGAACACCGAGGCAUUAUUGGCCGGAGAGAGCUCGGAGUCCGGCGCCGGCCUGGAGCUGGACAUGGCUUCGUCCCCUACCCCGGGCUCCACCGCUUCUACCGGGGGGAAAGCUGACGACCCGAGCUGGUGUAAGACCCCGAGCGGGCACAUCAAGCGGCCGAUGAACGCCUUCAUGGUGUGGUCACAGAUCGAGCGGAGGAAGAUCAUGGAGCAAUCCCCGGACAUGCACAAUGCUGAGAUCUCUAAGCGGCUGGGGAAGAGAUGGAAGCAGCUAAAAGACACUGAUAAGAUCCCUUUCAUCAGGGAGGCCGAGCGGCUGCGCCUCAAGCACAUGGCCGACUACCCGGACUACAAGUACCGACCCCGGAAAAAGGUGAAGGCCAGCGGCGGCGGCGGGGGGAGCGGCAGCGGAGGGGGCAGCAGCGGCUCCAAGGCCGGCGGAGGUGGGGGGGACAAGGGCUGCGGGAGCCCGAAGCCUGCGGUGAAGAAGAGCGGAGCAGGAGGUGGUGCUGGGGGCACCAAGCUGUGCAGCAAGCCCAAGCUUCUCUUAGGGGGGAAAGCUGUGCCCGAGCAACCGUGUGUCCUGGACCAUCAUUCCCUAUACAAGUCUCGGACUCCCGCCACUAAUAAGAAGCCCAAACCUCGCUUGUAUAUCUUCUCCUCACCUAUGGCCGUCCCCGCCAGUCCUACACUAAGCACUGAGGCCACUGACCCCCUGAGCCUGUAUGAGGACGGAGCCGGCUCCCUCAAUACUUCCCCGGGAUCCCCUCACUCCUCCUCAGCCUCCUCCUCUCCCGCCUCUUCCUCCUCCUCAGCCUCCUCCUCAUCUUCAUCUUCCCCGGCUUCCUCCUCAGACGAAGAGCUGGAAGACGAGUUCCUGGAGCUCAACCCUAGCCCCGGCUUCGACAGCAUGGCCCUGGGCGGCUUCAGCACCUCGGCCCUGGACAGGGACCUGGACUUUAACCUGGAGGCCGGCUCGGGCUCUCACUUCGACUUCCCGGACUACUGUACCCCGGAGGUGAGCGAGAUGAUCUCCGGGGAUUGGCUGGAGUCCAGCAUCUCCAACCUGGUGUUCACCUACUGAGCCGACACUCUGUUUCUUAUAUAUAGAAUCUAAUAGGAGGAGGGGGUGGUUUUCCCGCCUGUCCGCCCGCCAGCCUGUCAGCCCGCACAGCACACAGGUCACGGGCUCCUCUGGAGGGACGUGUGCCCCGCUCUGCCUCACUCUCCAUUCCUGCAGCCCGGAUAGCUCAGUCGGUAGAGAAAGACUUAGAAAAGCUUUGAGGGGGCUCAUGGGUUCAAAUCCCCGCUGGGGCAACUGAAAAAUGAAAAUUCAAAAAGAUGCUCCUUUUUUAAAAACAGUGAAGAAGGCACUUAUGGGGGGCUGCACACAGCGACAAGUUCUCAGAGAUGGUGGGGGGUGUGAGAGAGAGAGCUCACCCCCCCUUUUAUUUCCAAAAGCCAGUGCAGCUUUUUUUACCUUCCAAAAAGGAGAGGAGAAGGAAGGAGCACAAAGAGAAAAAAAAAACUGAUACCUUUUUAUUAUAAAGGGGGGGCCACCAGACCCCCACAGAUCACUUUCCUUGGAUGCGGGAAGCGUUGUACCUUUUUAUUCUUUUUUUUUGUAGUCGUUACGAGACUGUAAUGGAUUUGCACGUUCGGAGAAGGAUAUGCCACCCCUUUGGGGGUUUUUUUUUCUGUGUUUUUUUUUUUUUGAUCAUCCAAGAAGAAAAUUGACUUUUUUUUCUUAAGGACACUACUUUGGGAAGUAAGACAGCUCUUUUUUUUUUUUUUUUAACUUCACCAAGUUACAUAUUUAUGUGGUACCUGGGGGCGGGGGGGUGGUAAAAAUAGGGCGAUUUUCUUUCGCUCAGAAUGGCGGUGGUGUUGGAUUCUUUCACUGGUGGGUUAAUAUAGCAUGUUAUUCUGUCUUAUCUUUUUUAAGGUUUCUGUAAGACUGUUGAACAGUUUUUAGUGUUAGGAUAAUAUAAAGCAGAUAGAUGGCGCUAUGUUUGAUUCCUAAGAAAAUCACCAGCUUUUUUUUUUUUUUUUUCCUUUCCUUUUUUUUUUUUUAACUCUUCAAGGAUUCAAACGCAACUCAAAUCUGUGCUGGACUAAACAAAAUAAUUCAGGACCAAAUUUUUUCUCAGAGUAUGUAUGUUUUAUUUACUCAAUAGAUGUAAAUGGAAAGACUGUUUUUGUUUUUUUUUGGGUUCCCUUUCUCAUUGGUGAUCCAUAAAGCCCCCCCCCUCUACCCCUUCACCCCCUUUUGUAAAUGUAAUCAGAUAUCAUUUUAUAUGUGGACAUAUUUAUACUGGCCAAACCUUUUUUUUUUUUACCUUUUUAUUUUAGAUAUAUAUAUAUAUAUAUAUUUUUUUUUUAGUAGAUCUCCCCCUCCCAUUUCCCUAAAUCCACACCGUUUUUUAUGUCUCCUUCACUGAAGGGCUAGAGUUUUAACUUUUAAUUUUUUAUAUUUAAAUGUAGACUUUUGACACUUUUAAAAAAAACAAAAAAGAAAGAAGAGAGAUGAAAACGUUUGAUUAUUUUCUCAGUGUAUUUUUGUAAAAAAUAUAUAAAGGGGGUGUUUUAACCGGUGUCAAUUGCAGUUCUGACUUUUUCCUGACACAACUACAAACAGGGAGGCUGGUUGAUAUCUCAAAAAAAAAAAUAAUAAUAAUAAAAAUAAAAACAGUGAAACCAGCCUAUUUACUCCAUGUUUACACACUUCAAUCUGCAGGCUUCUUAAAGUCACAGCAUCCCUUCCAGCCUAGUGCACUUGCACCUCCAGAGUAUUGCUAAUACACUGUAUGUCGGUUGAAAACUAAAAAAAAAAAUCCUCGGUAUUAAUGAUCAUGUGUAGUAUUUAUAUAGCUCUUUAUAUCUGUACUUUUUAUUUUUUACUUUAUGGUAUUGUGCAGCCACCUCCAUAGUGGAAUAUUGGCAGCACGUUUCGUUGGGCACUGUUAAAACUUGGAGGAGAAGAAAGGAGCAAUGUUAUUUGCCUGUUUCCAGUAGGUAAACGCAGGGGUAGAACAUUGGGCCACCCACUUUAUUUUUUUUUUAUUCUAAUGCUACGCCAAUCUCCUGUAUUAUUAUCAGAUGCUUGCUUUUUGUAGCCCUUUUACUGCUGGGGAGUACAUAUUGUAGAUGUCCCUUUUUAGCUCCAAUGGGUUAACUAAGCUAGUCUGUAUUCAGAUGCUUUAAAAGCAACCAGUGCACAUUGUAAGCAAAAAAAAAAAAAAAAAAAAGGGAUCCUGUAGCUUUAACUUCUAGACCACGUUUUUUGCACUUUUUUAUAUUACAAAAAAAAAAAACCGUGCCGUUUAAACCACUGGACCUAUCUAAAUGCCGAUUUGAGUUCGCGACACUAUGUACUGCGUUUUUCAUUCUCGUAUUUGACUAUUUAAUCCUUUAUACUUGUCGCUAAACUAUGAUUGUUUUAGUCUCUUUUGGCAUGAUGAUAGCAUAUGUAUUCAGGUUUCUAGCUAUUGUGUUUUAAGAAAAAAAAAGAAAGUGAAACAUCUUUGUACAUUUAAGUCUAUUAUAAUAAGAAAAAAAAAAAAGACAAAAAAAAAAAAAAGAUUGUGUGUUUAUGUAUGUAUUAAACGACAGGCACUAGAACUUCUGCCGAAUGAGGUAGCUUCUGUUUUUAACAUAAUUUUUUUAAAACAACUUUUUUGUAAUCCAUCCUGUGCAAUAUGCCGUAUGAAAUAAUUUUUGUCUUAACCAUCAAAAGCCACAAAACAAAAAGAUUUGAGGCAAUAUCUUCAUGCCAGCUAACCAUGUUUUAUUUCACUGCCUGUCAGAUUGUUGAUAUACUUCUGUAAAUAAACUUUUUUUUAAAGGAAAUAAAAUCAGCUGGAACUGAACCCUUAAAUUUU